Messenger RNA from Trichosurus vulpecula (common brushtail), 3478 nucleotides. RefSeq names its product T-box transcription factor 1 (gene TBX1). The record is from RefSeq and is a predicted model, not a curated record. Bases 1 to 1662 code for a protein of 553 amino acids. Gene Ontology annotation, molecular function: RNA polymerase II cis-regulatory region sequence-specific DNA binding; DNA-binding transcription factor activity, RNA polymerase II-specific. The transcript is spliced from 8 exons. Gene Ontology annotation, biological process: cell fate specification; regulation of transcription by RNA polymerase II; positive regulation of DNA-templated transcription. Gene Ontology annotation, cellular component: nucleus. Lineage: Eukaryota; Metazoa; Chordata; Mammalia; Diprotodontia; Phalangeridae.
AUGGACGAGCAGAGCCCGCUGUCUCCCAAGGCCAACGCGUUUAGUAUCGCCUCUCUGAUCGCAGCGGCGGCGGAGCGCGCCAGCCGGGAGGCGCUGGGCCCCCCGCAGCUGGCCGCCCCGGGCCUGGCCAAGGCGGCCGCAGGAGCGGGCGGCCCCCCGCAGAGGAUGCAUUUCAGCACAGUCACCAGGGAUAUGGAAGCCUUCACCGCCAACAGCCUGAGCAGCCUCAGCGCCUCUGGGGGCUACCACCUCUCGCCUUCCCCGGCUGGGGACCCCUACGGGCAGCACGAGCCGCCGCAACCUCAGCCGCAGGCGCCCCCACGCUACGAUCCCUGCGCCGCCGGGGCCGCCGCGCAGCCACACGGAUACCCCUUCUCGGCCCCGGGCGGCCCCAACCCUCCGGCCGGCGGCGGUGAACCAGAGGGAGCCGGGGCCAGCUGUGCCUCGGCCGGGCCUGGCCCGGGAGCCGUGGCUACCAAGGCUCCCGUGAAGAAGAACCCUAAGGUGGCCAACGUGAGCGUGCAGCUGGAGAUGAAGGCUCUCUGGGACGAGUUCAACCAGCUGGGCACCGAGAUGAUCGUCACCAAAGCCGGCAGGCGCAUGUUCCCCACUUUCCAGGUGAAGAUCUUCGGCAUGGACCCCAUGGCCGACUAUAUGCUGCUUAUGGAUUUCGUGCCGGUAGACGAUAAACGUUACCGGUACGCCUUCCACAGCUCAUCGUGGCUGGUGGCAGGGAAGGCAGACCCUGCCACCCCAGGCCGGGUCCACUACCACCCAGAUUCCCCAGCCAAGGGUGCCCAGUGGAUGAAGCAAAUCGUUUCCUUCGACAAGCUGAAACUCACCAACAACCUGCUGGAUGACAAUGGCCAUAUCAUCUUGAACUCCAUGCACAGAUACCAACCCCGCUUCCACGUGGUCUACGUAGAUCCGCGCAAGGACAGCGAGAAGUACGCCGAGGAGAAUUUCAAAACCUUCGUGUUCGAGGAGACCCGUUUCACAGCUGUCACAGCCUACCAGAACCAUAGGAUUACGCAGCUCAAGAUCGCUAGCAACCCCUUCGCCAAAGGCUUUCGGGACUGCGACCCUGAGGACUGGCCUCGUACCCACCGGCCAGGAACGCUGCCCCUCAUGAGCGCCUUCGCCCGCUCACGGAAUCCGGUGGCCUCGCCCGCCCAGCAGAACGGGGCUGAGAAAGACGCUGCUGAGAGCCGGCGGGAGUACGAGCGAGAAGCCAGCGGGACCCCUCUGCACGCCGAUCCGGCCCACCAGCAGCUCAUGUCCCGGGUCCUGAGCCCAGCGCUGCCCGUCCCGGGAGCCGGAGGCUUGGUGCAGAUCACCGCUACGGCGGGAGGCCGGCCGAGCCCUCCGCACCACGAACUACGCCUGGAGGCGCCCAGCGCCUCGGAGCCCCUGCACCAUCACCCCUACAAAUACCCGGCAGCAGCCGCUGCCGCGGCCGCCGCCUACGACCAUUACCUCGGGGCCAAGAGCCGGCCAGCGCCCUAUCCUCUGCCCAGCAUCCGGGGUCACGGCUACCCUCACCCGCACCAUCACCACCACCAUCACCACCAUGUGAACCCCGCGGCUGCGGCCGCAGCGGCAGCGGCCAACAUGUACUCCUCCGCCGGGGCUCCGGGCAACUACGACUAUGGGCCAAGAUAACCCGCCUCCCCAGUCGCCACCCGGGCCAGUCCAGCUCCGCCGUCCAACCUGGAUCCCGCCCCCCACCUUGGACCCCAAGCUUGGCUGGCACGCCCGGGUCCUGUCUCCGGUCCAGCCCUAGACGUCACCCUGGGGCACCUCCCUAAGUGAGGUCUCAGCUCAACUUCUCGGCCCAGUUCUCCCCGUCUAGGCCUGACUCUAAGGUCUAGCCUAGGCCCUCUCUGGCCGGUCUUUUCUCUAGGAGAGCCGCCUCAUCAUUCAUCCGCGAGCCUCCCUCCAGCUAAGCUUUCCUCACCGAUGCCCAUCCCGGGUCUCCACUCCAUCCCCAGCGUGCCCCCUCCAACCCCACCCACCCCAGCCGCCUAGCCCUACUCCUGCUUUCGACCCGCAGCUCUCCCGAAGCUGCCCGCAGACGGUGUGCCGCAUGGUGUGUGCGUUACCUCCGCGCUGUAGCGUGUGUCUGUCCGCGGAGGGCGCUUGUAUGCUGAAGUGGGAACGUUGCCAUUUUUAGGAUGAUGGUUUUGCCUGCCCUCCUUUCUCUUACACAUUUUAUCGAGGGGGUUCCGGGUUUCGGACCCCCUCCACCCUAGCCUCCCCUUCCCGAGCCUGGGGAUCCAGUUGUGAGCCUUCCUUCCCUGGGGCGCCUCGUUCUUGGCUGUCCCCACUCGGCACCUGCCUCACCUCCUGGUGCCCAGUUCUGAGCCCUCUCUCUCUCUCCUACGCGGGACAUCAUGUCCCGAGUGGUUCCAACCUCUUAGCCGCCUCCCCUCCUAAGGCCUCAACGCCCCCCUCACUCGCCCCUUCCCCUGGGACGCUAGGUCCCCAAGGUCUUACCUCAGCCUUGGCCCACUGCCUCCCUCACCCCCAGCCACGUGGGGCAAGCACCAUCCCAGCCCGAGAGCUGAGGGGGCGGGUCCUGCGGGGAGGUGGCGACCUUGGCGGAAGUGGCGGCUGUCCCUUCCCAGAGCGCCUUGGAGCAGCCCAGCCAUCUUGUUGCUCGAAGCCCGGGGAAAGUGGGGUCCGACCCCCAGACCUCAGGGCAGCAGAUAGAGGGCAUCGACAGAGGGGGAAACUGAGGCUCAGAGAGCUUAGAGAGUCCAUGUCCCCUCUCAGAGUCAGUCAGUUAAGCAUUUAUGAAGCACCUACUAUAUGUCAGGAGCUGUGUUAAAUGCUGAGGAUACAAAAAGAGGCAAGAGACAGCUCCUGAUCUCGAGGAACUCCCAAAAAAUUCAUGGGGGAGACAACGUGCGAACAAGCUAUAGACACAAUAUGCUCAAGAUAAGCCACCUGUUCCCUUUUUCCAGAGGCCCAGAGAGCCUAGGGUCCAUCUGCCCCCUUUUCCAGAGGCUCAGGUCAAUUGAACAGGCCUUAAAGGUCCCGUGCUAGGCAGCAGGGAUAGGAAGACAAAAGGAAAACUCCUGCUCUCAAGGAGCUUCUAUUCGGGAGAGCGAGAGACACGGCUGUACAAACUGGCUCUCCUAGGACUGCCAUGCCAGGGCCCUUUGCAGGAUGCCAGGCAGUCCCUCUUACUAUCUCCAUGAUUUGGGGCAAGCCAUGAAAUAAUUCAGUCUUGGAAGUGGAAGGGACUUUGGGGCCACUGAGGCCCAAUCCACAUAUGGAAAAAAAAAAUCCUUUCUGUGUGAUAAAGGACAAGUGGUUGUCCAGCCUGUUUCUGAGGAGCUUCAGUGACAGGGAGUUCACUCCAGGCACCCAGUUCCAUUUUUCAGGUCUCUCCUUUGUUAAAUGAGAGGCUUGGACCAGAUGAUCUUAAGGUAUUCUGUAAUUGCAUAUGCACAUGUGUAUUUUUAUUGGUAGG